Messenger RNA from Sycon ciliatum, 3024 nucleotides. Its product is annotated as serine-rich adhesin for platelets-like. Bases 1 to 3024 code for a protein of 1007 amino acids. Lineage: Eukaryota; Metazoa; Porifera; Calcarea; Leucosolenida; Sycettidae. The transcript is spliced from 7 exons. The record is from RefSeq and is a predicted model, not a curated record.
AUGCACAAAGCAGGCUGUGUAGAAAGAGGUGGUGUGUUGGACGUAGCAUUCAUACUGGAUGCUUCAGGUAGCGUUGGUGAUGGCAAUUUUGCUAAGAUGGUGAGCUUCACAAAGAAGAUGAUGGAUCGAUUUUCGGUGGCAACAAAUCGUGGAGAAGACAGGCGGUCUGCAUGGAGGCGACAGCAGCUGAGCAACAUGAGCAGUAGUGGCAGCAGUGACAGCGGCGGCGGCAGCAGCAGCAGGAGCAGCAGCAGCAGCAGCAGCAGCAGGAGCAGCAGCAGUAACAAUUGGAGAAACGACAGCUCUGGUACUGGCGUUGUGGGUCGGAGUCAAAGCCGAUUUGGAGUACUUCGCUACAACAAUAGUGCGAAUGUUGUGUUCGGCUUUGAUAUGUACUUGAAUCUAAGUUCAGUGCUGUCAGCUAUGGAUGGGAUGGCCAAGGUGACAAAAGGCUGUACCAACACAAGUGGUGCUCUAGAAGUAGCAGGAAUUGACUUAUUUGGCUUGUCAAUGAGCUGCACAUCUCUGGGUUGUCACCGCAAUUCUUCGUGCAGGUCUUAUUGCGGGAGUGCAUCCGGCAGCAGCGCAAGCAGCAGCAGCCGUGGCAGUGGAGGUGGAAGUAGUAGUCAGAAUGGCAGAGGAAGCAGCGGAAGCAGCAGUGGCAGCAGCAGCAGCAGCAGUGGCAGCAGCAGCAGUAGCGGCCGUGGCAGCAGCAGCAGCAGCAGCAGCAGCAGCCGUGGUAGCGGCAGCAGCAGCAGCAGCUCAGGGUCGUCAUCUUCUGGUGAUCGAGGACGAGGACGAGGAAGAAGGAGCAGCUCAAGCGGUGUCAGAAGACGAGAAGUUAUUGUGCUGUUGAGUGACGGAAACUCCAAUGUUGGUGGCAAUCCUUCGGCCUGCGCUUCUGAGCUGCGUGCUAAGAACAUCGAGGUGUUUGCAGUGGGCAUCGGUAACGGAAUAGACCGGUCAGAGUUGGAAAGCAUCGCAAGCCUGCCAUAUCCUAAGCACGUGUUAUCGGUGCAGAGUUUUGAUGCAUUGGAGGAGACUGUGCUGAAGAAACUGGAGCAAUUUGUGUGCCCAGUUCGUGGCUGGGAUGUAUGGAGUAGCUGGACGCAGUGCAGUUCCAGCUGUGGCGGCGGGAUACAGAGAAGAAGUCGAGAAUGCGGAAGCAAUGAGAGCAGUCUGUGUGUGGGAGAGAGCAGGCAACAGCGCAAGUGUGGCAGCGUAGCUUGUCCAUCAACUCGUAAGGAAGGAGGCUGUGUAGAAAGAGGUGGUGUGUUGGACGUAGCAUUCAUACUGGAUGCUUCAGGUAGCGUUGGUGAUGGCAAUUUUGCUAAGAUGGUGAGCUUCACAAAGAAGAUGAUGGAUCGAUUUUCGGUGGCAACAAAUCGUGGAGAAGACGGGCGGUCUGCAUGGAGGCGACAGCAGCUGAGCAACAUGAGCAGUAGUGGCAGCAGUGACAGCGGUGGCCGCAGCAGCAGCAGCAGCAGGAGCAGCAGCAGUAACAAUUGGAGAAACGACAGCUCUGGUACUGGCGCUGUGGGUCGGAGUCAAAGCCGAUUUGGAGUACUUCGCUACAACAAUAGUGCGAAUGUUGUGUUCGGCUUUGAUAUGUACUUGAAUCUAAGUUCAGUGCUGUCAGCUAUGGAUGGGAUGGCCAAGGUGACAAAAGGCUGUACCAACACAAGUGGUGCUCUAGAAGUAGCAGGAAUUGACUUAUUUGGCUUGUCAAUGAGCUGCACAUCUCUGGGUUGUCACCGCAAUUCUUCGUGCAGGUCUUAUUGCGGGAGUGCAUCCGGCAGCAGCGCAAGCAGCAGCAGCCGUGGCAGUGGAGGUGGAAGUAGUAGUCAGAAUGGCAGAGGAAGCAGCGGAAGCAGCAGUGGCAGCAGCAGCAGCAGCGGCAGCAGCAGCAGUAGCGGCCGUGGCAGCAGCAGCAGCAGCAGCAGCCGUGGUAGCGGCAGCAGCAGCAGCUCAGGGUCGUCAUCUUCUGGUGACCGAGGACGAGGAAAAAGGAGCAGCUCAAGCGGUGUCAGAAGACGAGAAGUUAUUGUGCUGUUGAGUGACGGAAACUCCAAUGUUGGUGGCAAUCCUUCGGCCUGCGCUUCUGAGCUGCGUGCUAAGAACAUCGAGGUGUUUGCAGUGGGCAUCGGUAACGGAAUAGACCGGUCAGAGUUGGAAAGCAUCGCAAGCCUGCCAUAUCCUAAGCACGUGUUAUCGGUGCAGAGUUUUGAUGCAUUGGAGGAGACUGUGCUGAAGAAACUGGAGCAAUUUGUGUGCCCAGUUCGUGGCUGGGAUGUAUGGAGUAGCUGGUCGCAGUGCAGUUCCAGCUGUGGCGGCGGGAUACAGAGAAGAAGUCGAGAAUGCGGAAGCAAUGAGAGCAGUCUGUGUGUGGGAGAGAGCAGGCAACAGCGCAAGUGUGGCAGCGUAGCUUGUCCAUCAACUCGUAAGGAAGGAGGCUGUGUAGAAAGAGGUGGUGUGUUGGACGUAGCAUUCAUACUGGAUGCUUCAGGUAGCGUUGGUGAUGGCAAUUUUGCUAAGAUGGUGAGCUUCACAAAGAAGAUGAUGGAUCGAUUUUCGGUGGCAACAAAUCGUGGAGAAGACGGGCGGUCUGCAUGGAGGCGACAGCAGCUGAACAACAUGAGCAGCAGUGGCAGCAGUGACAGCGGCGGCGGCAGCAGCAGCAGCAGCAGGAGCAGCAGCAGUAACAAUUGGAGAAACGACAGCUCUGGUCUUAUUGCGGGAGUGCAUCCGGCAGCAGCGGAAGCAGCAGCAGCCGUGGCAGUGGAGGUGGAAGUAGUAGUCAGAAUGGCAGAGGAAGCAGCGGAAGCAGCAGUGGCAGCAGCAGCAGCAGUGGCAGCAGCAGCAGCAGUAGCGGCCGUGGCAGCAGCAGCAGCAGCAGCAGCAGCCGUGGUAGCGGCAGCAGCAGCAGCAGCUCAGGGUCGUCAUCUUCUGGUGAUCGAGGACGAGGACGAGGAAGAAGGAGCAGCUCAAGCGGUGUCAGAAGACGAGAAGUUAUUGUGCUGUUGA